Messenger RNA from Naegleria fowleri, 3999 nucleotides. RefSeq lists its product as uncharacterized. Lineage: Eukaryota; Heterolobosea; Eutetramitea; Acrasida; Naegleriidae. Gene Ontology annotation, molecular function: ribonuclease III activity; RNA binding; protein binding. The record is from RefSeq and is a predicted model, not a curated record. Bases 1 to 3999 code for a protein of 1332 amino acids. The transcript has a single exon. Gene Ontology annotation, biological process: RNA processing.
AUGAAGCCUUACAAUUAUCAAAUAGAAUUGGCUCAAGAGGCCAUCAAGAGAAAUAUCGUGUGUGUUUGUCCCACAGGAAGUGGAAAGACAUUGAUAGCUGCUUUGGUCAUUGACCAACUUUAUCAUCAAGAUCUGGUGAAUCAUUGUUCGGAACACGUUGGUGAGAGAGAUCUUUGUCCUUGCCAUUAUUGUGAAAAAAAUUCUUCUUCUUUGAACAACGCAUCACAGCAUGCAGAUUCUCAAAAGACAUUUUUCAUCGUUCCAACGAAUGCCCUUAGGAAACAGCAACAAGACACCUUGACAGAAUAUUUCUCGACUCGUAAAUGUUCACGUGUGAAGGUGAAAAAAGAUUUCGUUAUAUGCAAUGGAAAAACUUGGAAUGUCUUGGUAUGCACGGCACAAUCUCUUCUGAAUGCACUUGAUAAUGACACAAUUUCGAUGAAGGAUGUCAAACUGCUCAUAUUCGAUGAAGCUCAUCAUGCCGUUGGAGAUCAUCCUUACAUAGGGAUCAUGCGAAAACAUUACCAUUCCCACAAAAAUAGAAUCGAGAAUGCAGAAAUGAACCAACAAUUCAUGUUCAUGCAGGAGAAUGAUGUGACGUCAAUUAAUACUCUACCAAGAAUUUUGGGCUUAACUGCCACUCCAACGUCCCAUUCUCUUCAUAAGAAUGUCAUCGACAUGCAUGCCCAGAGUUUGAAAAAGAACAAACUAGAAUUUUUCCUCGAUGUAUGUAUUAUUGCUCCAAGACAUCAUAUUGAGGAGAUGCAGUGCCACACUGCGAACACAUUUCAACAUGUCCUCACCUACAAAAAAUCUGAAAACAUUGAAACCAUACAAAUUAUGAAGGAUUUUUGUAGCGGAUACAGCGCCUUAACAGACUACAAAAGCAUUAUUGACGAGGAGUACAACUGUUUGGGAGAAAUGGGAGUCCUAUUUUCUUUUCAGUACUUGAGUGGUAAAGAAAAAAUUGUAGAUAGUUAUCGAGAAUUCGAGAUGAAGUACCAACACUUGGAUCACCUCAGAGAUUCAUCAUUUAAAUUUGAAAUUAUCGAACAAAUCAGAAACUCUCCUUAUCUAUCUUCAAAGGUAAAAAGUCUUUUUGAGCUUUUGAUCGUUUACAAAAACACGGUAGGGGAAAACAACGCAAAAUGUAUCAUCUUUGUGGAAAAAAUUGCGCAUGUCAAAGUACUUACCAAAAUACUGAGAAGCUUCACAGAGUUUGAUUGCUUCAACUGUAGUGAGCUUGUUGGUAUAAGCAGCAUGAGCAGAAAAAAUCAACAGAAUAUUGUGAAAGACUUCUCGAGAAGAAAAGUGAAAUUGCUUGUUGCUACUAAAUCAGGAGAAGAGGGUAUUAACGUUUCAAAAUGCUCUCUAGUGAUACAAUACGAUUUGUGCAAUACCACUAAGGAACACCUUCAAUCGAAGGGUCGAGCUCGUUUCCAAAAUUCUCAUUAUAUUAUAUUUUCAGAAGAAGGGAACUUUGAACACAAAAAUAUCAUUAGAAACCUGGAAAAGACACUCACUGAACCUUUAAGCUGUUUUACUUUUGAACAAUUCAGAGAAAUGUUAAUAUCGAGCCCAGUAUCAAUACCUGAAGAUGAAAAUGAGCAGGAUGACGGCAAUAAUGAAUCAAACAAUGAGACUUACUCAAGCGAUGAAGAAGAGGAAAUGGAGCCUUUUUAUGUUCCCACUAGCAUUAGAAAUGAUAAUUUACAAGCACAAAAACAUCAAAUGGAGGGAAUGACGUUGUUCUUCAGCCAUCUUAAUGGUUUCUUGAGCAACUUCUCUAAUAUUUCAUUUGGUAUUUUAACUUUCCAGUUAAUGAAGCCCAUAAGGUCCAUGAAAAUUAAGAAUCUUUACGGUGAAUUGAACGUAGAUCCAAAGUGUUUUUUUAGAUGUAGCACAGAGGAGUUUGACAUUCUCCAACAAUUCCACAUGUUAUUUUUCAAAAUACUGUGCAAGUUCAAAUCUGAUCAAAAGUACAGCACAGAGGAUGGUAGAUUUUAUAUAAUCACACCUACAACCAUCUCUAUGCAGUCAGAACCUCUUAAUCCACACGCUUGGAUUGAUUGGCAAUUUAUGAAACAAUUUAUCAGAGAUUUUGGGAAGAACAAUUCUACGUCACAAGCCGCGUCACAAGAGGAGCCAUCGAUUUUAGAUAUUUGGAAAAGUGGUCAAUCAAUACCAACCGAUAGAAUCAUCGUUACUAUGUACAAUAAUUUCCCUUACUUUUUACUGGGAGUUGAUUUUAGUAGAAACCUUCAAUCUCCUUUCAACGACACAAAAAAGUCAUCAACAUUUAAGCAAUAUUAUGAGCAAAAGUACAAACUGGUUGUGACAGAUUGUACUCAACCAUUACUAACAUGUUCAGCCGAGAGAGCUGGAAAGAAUUCUGUGUUUUUGAUUCCUGAAUUUUGUAGAAGAACUUGCUUUUCCAUUGAGUUUUAUAAUCUUUCAAGGCUCGUUUUCACUACUAGCAACGAAUUGAACUUUUUGUCUCUGUUAGAACAGCUGCUCAUUGUUGAAGAUUUGAGGGAAGCCAUCAAGCUUCCUACCUCUGUCGAUGGAGACAUUAUACGAAAAGCCAUCACUCAUAGAUCAGCCCAAAAUUUAGACUUUAACUAUGAAAGAUUGGAAUUCAUGGGAGACAGCAUCCUCAAAUAUGCUGCCACUAUGGAUAUUGUUCUAAAAUAUCCAUCCGAGACAAUGAAAUUCUACAACGAGGAGCGUCAAAGCAAAGUUAGCAAUGCUAACUUGAAACUCGUUGCCAGGAAAUUUGGACUUCAACAAUUUUACAUUGAAACACAAUAUUAUCACCACAAAGUUGCCGGGUUUUCCUACACAAAAUCGAAACAAAUCGCUGCCAUGCGUGGUAAGAAACUGUUAGCCAAUAUGAUGGAAAGUUUAACAGGAGCGCUCAGUGAGAAUGACAUGCAGUAUGGAGUGACAUUUUUAAAGAAUAUGGGUAUUAUUGAGAGAGAUUAUUUUACUUGGGAUGGGUUCUUGUUCUCGAACAAACCUUCACAACUUAAGGAAAAAAUUGAAAUGAUUGUGGUGGACAUGAGAGAACGAGUGAAUAUCUUGCAACACAAGCUCUCCUAUCAAUUCAAAGAACCUCUUUAUGCUUAUUUGUCCUUGUUACACCCUUCAGCAAACAUAGGAGGCAAUGCCCAUAACGAUACGCUUGAAUUUGUGGGAGAUGCUGUAUUGGAUUUGUAUAUUGUUCGCACUCUCUAUCAAAAGUUUAACUUUGACGAAAGUGUCAUGACCGAUUUUAAGUCACAAUUUGUGAAAAACACGUCACUUCAAGAGAUUGCAGAUGAAUCACAAUUGGCUCCUCUCCUCUUCAUACCCACCAAACAAUUGAAAGGUAAAAUUGUGAGCGACAUGAUUGAAGCUAUUAUUGGGGCAGUAGCAUUAGACUGUGGAAUGAAUUGGGAAGUAAUUUGCAAAGUCAUCGAGAACAGCUUUUUACAAGAGCCACUUCAAAAGUGGUUAGAGAGGGUUCAACAAUAUGCAAAAGAGAAUCAAAAGGAAAUAACCUCUUUGCCUUCCUCUCUCCCAGGUGUAACUCAAUCUUUUAUGGAUACAAUCCCUUCCGAGAAGUUUUCAAAAGAUGAAAAUUCCACACACUCAACCUUUAUGGAAUUCAUUUCCAAACAAUUCAACAACAUUCAAGUGAACUUGGUUUUGAAGGUUUUCCUCGAUCAUCUUACCUCAGAAAGCUAUUUGAGGAAUUUUUCACUUCAACAAAUAGCUCAUUAUCAAAGUCUAUUUACAUUGAACGAAAUGCCAAAGAUCAUUUUGUCCACUUCACCUUCAUUUAUGAAAUGGUAUUAUCUCGACCAAGACAAUGAUUGGAUUUUAUUUGAUACGCAACACGAAUGGGAAUAUUUUCUUUCUAAUAAGUUGUCACAUUUGUUGUCGUCAACCACAUUGCAACCCCCCAAUACACCCAUGACAUUGAAUCUCACACUUGGUGUUCAUUUACAGGAAUAA